Limanda limanda (common dab) is the source of this 3828-nucleotide messenger RNA. RefSeq names its product adhesion G protein-coupled receptor F5-like. The record is from RefSeq and is a predicted model, not a curated record. Gene Ontology annotation, cellular component: membrane. The transcript is spliced from 19 exons. Lineage: Eukaryota; Metazoa; Chordata; Actinopteri; Pleuronectiformes; Pleuronectidae. Gene Ontology annotation, molecular function: G protein-coupled receptor activity. Bases 1 to 3828 code for a protein of 1275 amino acids. Gene Ontology annotation, biological process: cell surface receptor signaling pathway; G protein-coupled receptor signaling pathway.
AUGGCUGCAAUCACAGCAGUGAAAAGCAAUGUGGACGCUGAUUUGGUCCUUGAGCUGCACGUCCCAGUCUCCAGCAUAUCAUUAAAUGGCCUUGAUGUUGUCAGAAAAACUCUGAAAAGUUUCAGAUUCCCCUACAUUGUUGAUCAGACUUUGAACGUAACAGGAGUUAAUAUGACCACAGUUUGCUAUCCAAACUCAACUGGAGGUCUGCCGUGUCAGUGUGAGGAUCAGUUUGUCUGGUCAUGUGACCAGUGUAAGACCUAUGGUGUGUGCGGUAACCUCACCACACACACCUGUGGAUGCAUAAAUGGACUUCCUUCUGACGGAGGGUUGUGUGAACCAAUCACAAGGGUCUGUACUACAAAGUAUCGCUCCAUGUCCACUCACAACCCCUACCCCAACCCCCACUCCAACCCCAAGUCCAACCUCAACCCCGACCCCAACCCCUACCCCAACCCCCACUCCAACCCCAAGUCCAACCUCAACCCCGACCCCAACAUCUGGUAUGAGAAACUCUUUCUUUCCUUUUUAUGUUCAGAGGAGCCAAAUGUCGAGAUGAAGUUCUCGUUUACCAUGGCAAUGGACUACAAUCCUGCCUUCAACAACCCCAACGAUACAGUUUAUCAAGAUGUUAAUGCCACUAUUCAAAAGCAAAGUAAGGAGCACAUCCCAACCUUAAAAUCAGCUAAGUUACUAGGAUUCAGGAGGGGAAGCACCAUCGUGGAUUACAGCAUCACAGCAACUACAUUUGAAGAAGGACAAAUCCAAGCACUAAAAAUUGGGAUAUUUUCAAAACUGGCAGAAACCUAUUCUAUGAUUAUUGACAGCCCAAAAUCCAUAACGUUUGUUAAACCUUUUUUUGGAAGAAGGGUGAAUUUGACUUGUGGUCCAAUACCAAUUUAUCUCAAUUUCACUGGCAGCUGGACCUCAGAGUGGAGACGUGACGGCGUGUUAAUACUUCAAGAUAGAGAUUUACACAGUUUUUCGAAAACCAGCGAAAGUGAAACCUUAACGGUGUCAAGAUUUUUUGCCACUGACAAUGGAAACUACGAAUGUAGGCUGAAAGAAGGAAACAUCUUCAGACAGAAAUCAAACAAUCCUUUCUCUUAUAAGGACACACCAUUAGUCCAAGUAUCACCAGUGAAAAAACGGGUCAAGUGUGAGGUGGGAAAGGAUGUGUCACUGAAGUGCUCUGUCAACAGCCCCUACCAGGUUAUGUUUAUAGAUAAAGUUGGAUCAAAUAUAAAAGAUGGUGAAAUCACACAUAUACAUACAAUUAAGAAGUGUCCAACCCCGAUGGAGACGUUCACUUGUCAAUCGAAAAUCUCGCCUGAUUUUAAAAAUGAAAUAACACUGGAGUUCCCCACGGGGGACUUCUUAUGUGUCAGUGAAAGGGAGUUUGGCGUUGGAAAUCUUGGUGACCAGGCUGAAGGUGCUUGUAAUUCAACUGAGGUGGGGAAAACGAUAGCAGAGUGUCAGAGAACUGAAACCUGGAAAGUUGUAGAAGACCAAUGCAUCCUAAAGGAAAUCCAGGCGCUGCUUGACCAGUCUAAGUUCCUGAAUAAUAAUUCACUGGCAGCAUUCCUGAAAGAACUCAGAAAUGUCACUGAGAAGUUCAGAGAGAAAGUGGUUGAAUCAUCGCCCAACAUUAAAGCCAUUGUUGAAAUAUUCAAUAAUGUAGCAAACACAACAUCAUCUUUAAAUAUCUUGAUAACUGAAACUGAAAUGAAGGAUGUCCUAUUAACUGCAAAUGUCCUCACUGCAGAUGAGUCAAGGCAACAAUGGGACUUUCUAAACACCAAAUCCACUGUAAAGAGCUCAGUAGCAAAACGUAACGUCCGCAAAGCUGAUACUGCCAGCUCAUUAUUUUUGCAGUCUCUUGAGACUAUAACAAGUAACAUUAACAGUGACUCUUUUGCGAUUGUUACACCUUCUAUUCUCUUGAACAAAACCACAUUCACAGACACCUUCAGUGGUGACUUUAAUUCUUCAGUGGAGAUAGACAUACCAGAGGCUAAUGGAGGAAAUAAGUCGAUCACUGUGAUAACGUUUUCCUCGAUGGAUAACGUGCUCCCAGCAAGAGACAAAGUCAAUUCAACCCUCAAUGUCAUCAAUGGGAAGGUGGUGCUUGUCCAGUCCGGUGGCACCGUCAAUAAUAUUUCCUUUGCCUUUGAUAUCAUCAACAUUACUUUGGGAAACCCACAGUGUGUUUUCUGGAACUUCAGCCUCUUCGAUGGCUUGGGAGGAUGGGACAACAAGGGCUGCAAUUUGACAUUCAACGUUAACAAUACCGUCACCUGCACAUGCAACCAUCUGACCUCCUUCUCCAUCCUUAUGUCACCCUUUGUUCCUGAUUUCCCUCUGUUGGAUUAUAUAACCUAUAUUGGGGUUGCCAUAUCCAUGGCCUCCUUGGUUAUAUGCCUCAUCAUUGAAGCUGUCAUAUGGAGAAAAAUUCGAAAGAGCACCACCUCCUACUUGCGUCAUGUGUCCAUUGUUAACAUUGCUUUGUCCCUCCUGAUUGCAAACAUUUGGUUUAUUAUUGCAGCAGCCAUCUCAGAUGCGGAGGUGAAAAACCAACCAGCGUGCACUGCGGCCACCUUUUUCAUCCAUUUUUUCUACCUAGCCAUGUUUUUCUGGAUGUUAGCCUCAGCUCUGCUUUUGCUCUACCGCACAGUCAGUGUGUUUGGCGGGGAUUUGUCUAAGCGUUCUUUGUUGGCUAUUGGAUUCUGUUUAGGCUAUGGGGCGCCCCUCAUCAUUGCAAUCAUAACCAUAGCUGUAACUGCACCCGCUAACACUUACAUCAGAGACACUGGGGUCUGCUGGCUCAACUGGAAUCAGUCCAUGGCUCUACUGGCAUUUGUGAUCCCUGCACUGAUUAUAGUGGUAAUAAACCUGGGCAUCCUGAUUGUGGUGUUGUACAGAAUGUUGAGGAGGAGGGCAGUGGUAGAUGCUGCACAGGCCGCAGAGAGGAACGCUCUUGUGGUUAUUGCUCGGACUUUGGCCUUCCUCACACCAUUUUUUGGAUUAACUUGGGGUCUGGGAGUUGGAACUAUGACUGACCCACACAACAUAGGAAUCCAUAUUUCAUUUGCAUUCUUCAAUUCACUGCAGGGUUUCUUCAUAUUGUUGUUUGGAACACUGUUGGACAAAAAGGUGCGGACAGAAAUAGCAUUGAUGUCACAGACAUCCAAAAGUGGGACAAGGAGCACCAGCGGUGGAAUGUCAUCAUCAAACGGACUGGGAAUUUUCCGCAACUGGAGAAGAGGAAGAGAUGGUUACAACGUGUCAUCUAAUGAAUCGGGUAAACGCUUGGAGGAGACCAGGGUAAAGUCCUCAACUCGAGGGGGGGGGCUGCGUGUCUGUCAGCCGGUGCAGCGCGACACAGCGGGGCAGAGUGCGUGGCAGCGGGGCAGAGUGCGUGGCAGAGUGCGAGGCAGCGGGGCAGAGUGCGGGGCAGAGUGCGAGGCAGCGGGGCAGAGUGUGAGGCAGCGGGGCAGAGUGCGUGGCAGCGGGGCAGGGUUCGUGGCAGCGGGGCAGAGUGCGUGGCAGCGGGGCAGAGUGCGGGGCAGCGGGGCAGAGUGCGAGGCAGCGGGGCAGAGUGCGAGGCAGCGGGGCAGAGUGCGAGGCAGCGGGGCAGAGUGCGGGGCAGAGUGCGAGGCAGCGGGGCAGAGUGCGAGGCAGCGGGGCAGAGUGCGAGGCAGCGGGGCAGAGUGCGAGGCAGCGGGGCAGAGUGCGUGGCAGCGGGGCAGAGUGCGGGGCAGAGUGCGAGGCAGCGGGGAAGAGUGCGAGGCAGCGGGGCAGAGUGCGAGGCAGGGAACGUGUCUAUAG